Molecule: messenger RNA, 2915 nt
Organism: Rotaria sp. Silwood2
Lineage: Eukaryota; Metazoa; Rotifera; Eurotatoria; Philodinida; Philodinidae
Source: the annotation of a GenBank genome assembly
AUGGCUGCAGGAGAACUAGAAGAAACAAGAGCUCAACGUGUUACCGAUAUCACUGAUGAACCUCUUGAAUUCAUCGCACCUAUAACUGGUUAUGAAAAAGAACCUCUCGUUUCAUUGGAGCAAGCUACUAAACCACUUGUGAAAAUUCUACCAACUAUUGAGAGUCGUGUCUACGUUGCUAAACAAAAAUGUAGGAAGCCUGCCGAUAAUUUAACACAGGACGAAUCAGCUGCCAUCAUGCUUUAUACGAUGGGAUGGCAACCACGUAACGAAUGUUUGUAUUUCGUUUUGAAUGAAACGUUACGCGCAUCAGAUCGGGACGAAACGCUGAAACCAUGGUAUUUAUAUAUUAGACUCUUUCUGAAUGCAUUGUUUCGUCUUUCACCACUUCAAAAAACGGUAUAUCGAGGUGUUCGAUUGGACAUGAGCACUCGUUAUAUCAAAGAAGAAACAAUAGUUUGGUGGGGUUUCUCAUCCUGCACUACAUCUGUUGAUGUUCUGAAGUCGAAAACGUUUUUAGGCGAAACUGGAAAUCGAACAAUAUUCAAUUUACAUUGCCAAUCAGCUAGAAGUAUCCGUAAUCAUUCAUAUUUUCCAGCGGAAGGAGAAAUGUUGCUAUUAGCUGCGACUCAAUUUAAAGUAGUAGGCUGUCUUAAGCAAGGUGAUCUUCACAUAAUUCAAUUGGAAGAAACUCCUCCUCCAGUUCCACUUUUACAGCCGGUGCCGAUAAUCGUUCCUGCAUCAUCAAUGUCAGUUAAAACGAGUAAGUAGAAAAAGCCAACAACCUAGAAGUAAUAUUUUAAAAGAAAUAAAAUGAUUACCUGAGCAUGUCUUAAUAGAAUGAAUUCUAUUUAGGAAUCGAGAUAAAUUGCGUUUAUUUAUAAAUUAUUCAUUUUUUUUUCCUAAUUUCUCUGGUCAUUGUAAACACUAGUAUUUCUUGAUAGAACUUCAGAAAAAUCAGUUACCAAAGACAAUGUGUGCUACGGGAUAUUCGAUGUAUUUAUCUUGAUCUUUAUUUAUCCUUGUACUGAUAACCUUAAUGCAACAUAAUAGUUCCAUGUUAUAUGAAAUUUUGAAACACAUGUGAAUCUUUAUAUCUGCUAUCGAUUUUUUUUUCUGGCACUUUUCUCAUAUAAACUGAUAAUUUGUUAAUAAGUAAUCAAACAGAAAAAUAAUAGUAAAUUUCCCUAUAAACCAAUAUUAAGAUUAAAUUUAAAUAAAAAAAACACUAAAUGUUUCCUCUACAUCACUGUAAUAGAAAUUUUGGCGCAUUCAAAAUGACAUGACAUAAUAUAGAAGGCGAUCAAAUUAGAUGAGUUAAAUUGAGAUUGAUAUAUACACUCUUGGAAAAAAAUGUUCCUCUGUAUUUUUAGGAUAUUUUUGUCAAAUGAACAUGUUUUAUGAAAAGUAACAACAUAUUCUGGAAGCCCGUGAGAUUUUACAUCAUCCUGUAUAUUUAGAUUUUUAUGCGAGUCGAUAUAUAAAAAAGUUCUUACAAUGAAAUGAACACGCCUUCCAUACCUUAUUUCCACACACUUAAUCCACUCAUUAUUAUCUCAUAUUGUUAUUACGAUUUUUUUUAGUGUUACGAAUAGGUUUUGAAAAAAGUAAUCACAUAUUCUGAUAGAACUUCAAACACUCUAUCAUCCCGUGUACUUGUCCAUUUUCUUUUACUUAUCUCUUAAAUGAAAAUUAAAAAAUAGUAAAUGCAAGUAUAGUUGACAAUUACUAAUAUUCUAUCUUUAUCUCUGUUUUUUUCUCGUUUUUUUUUACUAACAAAUAUUCUACAUUCUAUGAAUACCUCAAACGAAGUUAUACCUACCAAUAGUGUGCAAACUCUUUCAUUAGCCUAUGGAUUUUUAUACGAAGUACAACUGUUUCUGUAUUUUAUUAUUAGAGCGUUUUUCUGAUCCAAUAGAAACUUAUCAAAAUGAAUUCAUAAACUUUGUUUAGAGACAACAAUGAGAAUGUUUCAUAGAUUCUCAGCCCUUCCGGUCUGAAAGAAAUCUAAAUUGCAUUGUUUCAAUAUUGUGUUUAUCUAUUUUAAUCGAUUAUUAUUACUAGCAACUGUUAUUUCUAACAUAAUAAGAAGAUACUCAUUAAAAUUGUUCAUGUUAGCAAGCGUAUUUGUAGAUGUUAUCAAUUAGUAUUCUUUCAUAUUUAUUGAAUUCAACAAUUAACUUCGGUUUUACAGAUGUGUUUCAUACUCAAAACGUAAAUAAAAUUAUAAUUAACAAUUGAUUUCUUUAUUUCUGAGUCUGUCUAUCUAUAAAAGAAAAUCGAGAAACUUUUUUUUGAAAGGUUCAGAUUAGGAAUGCAACGGUGACGGUGGUCCACCGUCUAUCGGUGUACCGUACCACCGGUGCACCCGUAUACGGUGCACCGUGUGCACCGGACAGGACAUACUACGACAACUACAACUGUGCAGCCAGCGACUUGGGCAUAAUUGUACUUUAUGUAAACACCUCUGUUAUUUUGGCUUUUGAGAUUGAGAGUUGUUUAUGUAAGCUAGACUUGUUCUAAAACUGAAUAUGCAGUUUUGUAGAGUGAAGUUCGUUCUAUCAAUUGGCAUGUUAGACUUGUUCCAAGUCUAGUUUGUAUAAAUAACUCUCACGCUCACAAAUCUUCAAUUCCUAUGCUUUUGCGACUUUUGAGGGUGCGAGCUGUUUAAAUAAACUAGACUUGUUCCAAGUCAGCAUGCAAUCGAUAGAGCAAACCUCGCUCUACAAAAUUGCAUGUUCAGUUUCAGAAUAAGUCCAGUUUAUAUAAACAACUCUCAGUCUCAAAAGUCAUAAGAACAGAGGUGUUUACAUAAAGUACAUUAUACCGCGACUUGUUCAAAAAAAAGUAAAAUCGUUAGGCAUGCAAGAGUAAGCCUAACGAUUGAGACAAGAAUUGCAUGCAAAGUAUAACGA